This is a messenger RNA of Acanthopagrus latus (yellowfin seabream), 4144 nucleotides long. Its product is annotated as B2 bradykinin receptor-like. Gene Ontology annotation, biological process: neutrophil chemotaxis; G protein-coupled receptor signaling pathway; immune response. Gene Ontology annotation, cellular component: membrane. Gene Ontology annotation, molecular function: bradykinin receptor activity. Bases 210 to 1268 code for a protein of 352 amino acids. The record is from RefSeq and is a predicted model, not a curated record. Lineage: Eukaryota; Metazoa; Chordata; Actinopteri; Spariformes; Sparidae. The transcript has 3 exons.
UCAGUUUCCCUCCUCCUUUCAGAGAGCAAGGCAGACUUACAGUACAGGAGAGGACGGUGCUGGAACAGUGUGGUGUGUCUGGACGUGUUUUAUCUUGACUCACAUCUGAAGAAGGAAAUACUGAUCUGCAAACAAGAGAGCAAGGCAGACUUGGAGCACAGGAGAGGACGGUGCUGAAACAGUGUGUUGUGUCUGUGUCUGAAGGGAAAAUGACUUAUCUGCCAACAAGUGUCCCCACUACCAUCAGCACUAUGGCAGCAGGUGAAGGCCUAAACAGCACAAAUGGAUCUGACUGUCCAAAUCCAGAAGAAACUGUGGCUUGGGUUGUCAGUGUGGUGCCGGUGUGUAUCCUGGUCUUCACUGCGCUGGGGAUCGUGUUUAAUGUGUUUGUCCUGAUGGUUUUCUUCCUCCACAAGAAGGCCUGCACCGUGCCCGAGAUCUACUUGAGCAACCUGGCUGCUGCUGACCUCGUCCUAUUGGCUUGUUUGCCCUUCUGGGCUGUCAACUUAUCCAAACAGCACAACUGGGUUUUUGGUCGGGUCAUGUGCCGUUUGGUCAACCUGGGCAUUAACAUGAACGUCUUCUGCAGCAUCUACUUCCUAGUUCUAGUGAGCAUAGAUCGCUAUGUGGCACUGGUGCACACAAUGUCCCAUAACAGAAUGCGUAGGCCAAAAUAUGCCAGACUGGGCUGUCUGAUGGUGUGGGGUUUCGGCUUGCUCAUGGGUGUCCCCACACUCGUUUACAGGGAACUGUUAACUAACUGUAAUCAUACUUAUUGCUUUCUUAACUAUACACUCCGUGAACAUUUGCUCUUUCAGGGGUUGCAGAUUUUGUUCAGCUUCAUCAUCCCCACUUUCAUUAUUUCUUUCUGCACUUUCAAGAUAAUCAAAGCUCUGCAAAACCGGUUAAAUGAGGGGUCAAGGAGCCAAAUUGUUGAGCACAAGGCCACCACUCUGGUGCUUGUGGUUCUCCUGGCUUUCGUGAUCUGCUGGUUGCCAUUUCACGUGUUUAGGAUAGUAGAAUUGCUGAAAUAUUCUGGACUCUCAGGGAUAAACACCAAGGUGGUGGACACCUGCGUCCAAAUCUUCGUCUACUUAGCUUACUUCAACAGUGUUCUCAACCCCCUCCUCUACGUCAUUGUAGGGAAGAACUUCCGGAAAAAAGCUCAAGAAGUCUUCAGUCAGCAGGGAAGUGCAUCAUCUUUCAGCACAUCAUCCACACGCACAAGCCUGUCGAGAAGCUUUAAACUGGUGAAUUUCUCAAGCUGAACUGCAAAAAUGUGACUUUUUUCAGAAGUCACGGUUUUUGGUUUUUGUCACACACUUUCAACAUAAUGACAUGGACUUUUUUCUAUUCACAGAUAAGAAAUGUAUGUGAAGUUUUAGCCAGUAUGUUUUUGUCUUAUGAGUAUAUGGGUUUCAUUUUGUGUAUUAACCACUGUUUGCAAAAAAGCUGAACAAGUCAAGACGAUGGUACGUUUACUUGGCUAGAAGCAUGAUAUACCCCUUUGACAGAUACCCAUCAGAUCUUGCUUAAUAUGAUCAUAGUAUGAUUGUUUGAUGUGGGUUGAACAUAACCAAGAGUUUUGACUAAGAGCACUGGUGGAAGGAGUAUUAUACAAUGAUUAGUUCAGACCAAGCAAUCUGAUUGAUCAACAAGAAAUUUAGAAUGUGCUCAAAUCAGCAUGACAGCACAUCUGACUCAUUACUCAAAAUAUUACUCCGCCAAGUCUGUGGCAACAUUAUAUCCAUCUCCAUGGCAACAUUAAACCUGUCAGAGCUGGAGUAGGAAAUGGUGGAAAAAUGGGCUACAAAAUGGAUCAAGUCAGCCUCCCAACCAGCUCUAAAACAUCACCUGGUAAACGGCAGAGAUCCCACAUGUACUUUAUGAACAGCUACUUCAACAACUGUAAUUUUAAUGGCAGUAUGCAAGUUAAUUUCUGUAAUAGCCCCAAACAGGUGCUGCAGGUCGCGAAGAUGCUGUCAGUGGAGACUUGACAGUGGAAACACACUUUAUUAAUUUGUUCUUAAAUAUGGCAGUACCUUUGAUUUUGUAUAUUAUUAAUAUUUAAAUAUUUAAGAGCACACUGGAGUUAAAUAAAGUGAUUAAUCUGGGAUGUCUCUGUUCUAUAUAUUAGAUAAUAAUAAGAUAAAAAUGAAACAAGUCUGAGCUGAGUAUUUUAACCCUAACCCGCGUUAAAACAUUAACGUCAGCUCACUUAUCUGAGACUAAAAAAUCCUUUCUGUUGCUAGGUCAUUACUAAGGGUUGGAUUAUUUGCUGUAGUGGUAAACUACGUUCCAUUACACAUAUGAGUCUACUGACGUGACUGAUUUUGUUUCAGUUAUUAGUCAGACCCCAUGUGUUUCCUUGGAAACGCGACGCACACUAGCAAAAACCUUUAAAAUUUGAGAGCAAAUUGUCCAUCAACAUGGAUAUAUUUUGAUUAUACAUUUUAUUUUUGUUGGUAUUAGUUGUAUAAUCGCAAUAUUACCCUCGAGGGUGUGCUUUAACGUCAUUUGAGCACUUCAGCACAAGUGCCUCGGUCCUGACCGCAUCACUGUCGUGCUCAAAUGACUUUAAAGCACACCCUCGAGGAUAAUAUUGCUUAAUUCAGAUCCUGUUUUUAAUAACACAUUAUAAAACGUAUACCAAUACAAGUAAAUGUCCUGCAUUCCAAACAUUACUCAAGACAAAGUCUGAGGGUAAAAUCAGCUUAAUGUACUUGUGAAAAGUAAAAGUAGUCAGUCAGCGUGUCAGUGUUUUCCUAUUAAAUCUUGUGUUUUUGGAUCAAUAUUAAGGCUGCAUGUGUGUGUUGCAUUUUACUGUUUUAGAGCUCAUUUGAACUACUCUGUAUAAUGUUUGAGCUACAUCAAUGCGUGAUAAUCUAUGAGAUCAUCGAAUGGUUUUAGUUUCGUCUUGUGAGAACUGCAUAUAUCAAAGUUGUUUUAGUCCCAACUGGAUAACAUAGGAAUGCAUUCGAGAGAAUUUAUAUGUAUACGGUAACAAUAUGUAUACUGUAAGCGGUCUGACAAAUGAAGAGUCUUAGAAAGUACGAUAUUUACCCCUGAGAUGUAGUGGAAUUGAAGUGGAGUAAAGAACAAGUAUCUUGAAUUUGUACUUAAUUACAGUAUUUGGGGAAAUGCAAUAGUUUCUCUCCAUCAUGGGCCAAGAGGCCAGUGACACAAAGAUGAAAGCACAGCUGUAUGCUGUCAAGGUAUGUUGCUUAUUUUGAUGGGCUCUUUUCCCAGUGAUAAACAUCUGUCAGUUUAGAUGACUUGGUCUGAUGAUGUUUUAGGUGUUUGUGUGGACUUGCCUGAUUUCAGGAAAGAAGGAAAAGAAAGGAAAGCUGCGGAGCGGGAAGGAGCAACAUGAUCGCAGAUGAUGAUCACAAAUCAGCGCCUGUUUAGUCAACAGAGCAGAGGAAAUGAACGCCAGGGAUUAGAUCCAUUUGACAUUGUGUAUUCUACCACGUCUGCUCCAACUUCCAAGGAAAUUUGACUCAAAUUUCUGUAUCUGCCAUUUUAGCACUUAGUCUGUUAAGUAGCAUAUGAAAGCACUGCUGAUGAAGCAACAGCAACAGGAAAAUGUUACAUCAUGUCAGUGCAACACCACAAUGUGUUUUUUAUUUUGAAGUAAUGGGCAUAAAUUACGAUAAUGGAAAUAAUGGACAAGAGAGACAGAAACACACUCUGUGUCUCUUGAGUGUCUUAACACUGUGGGAUGUAAUGUGUAAUGUGAGUCGUGUAAGAUUUUUACUGUGCACAUGUCUGUGAAUGUGUCUGAAUGUCAACUUGCUAUUUAUACACUGUACAUACAUUUGCAUGCUUGUGCACUUUGCUGUUUUUGUCGGUUCAGGUAUUAUUCAAACACACAGUAGCCUGAAGAGUAAUAGCUCACAAAAUCAUAGCAACGUCUCUUUAUGGUGUUAACACAACGUUACUGUUGCUCAAAUAACUUUUGUGUAUCAACUGUGGAACUUUAUUGAUAAUCAAUUUAUUAGAGUGGCAUUAAUGCAGAAGUCCAAGACUUCUUUUCCUGAUCCGCAAAUAAACUUACAGCUUUGUGUCUUUAUAUAGACAUGCUCAAUGAGUGACAUGGGAUUUGUGUUUUAUUUACUUUUCACAAUAAAUCAAGUAAGAACUC